AAACAUACUCUCUCUGUAUAUCCUUCACUAUACUACUAGUUACCAAAACCAAUGAACCAUACCCACAACACAAAUCCCAUAUAAGAUCCUCUCUCUCUCUCCUACCUCCCUCCCUCUCUCCCUCUCUCUCUCUCUCUCUCUCUCUUUGCAAGGGAAAAUGUCCAACAUCUUAUGGAAACACUUCUACCUCUGCCUCUCAAAACUCAAGUGCUUCCCCACAUGCCUACCCCCACCCCUACCUUCACAACAACAAGAUGACACCACCCUUCAGCCACCAACCCCCCUAGCCAAAACCUUCGAUACUCCUCUCCCCAACACCACCGCCGCCGCCGCCUCCAACCUCUCCGCCACCUCCUCCUUCUUCUCCUCCUCCUCCGACUCCUCCUCCGACGACACCGAUCCCCACCUCUCCCCUCCCGACUUCGCCGCCCUCUUCGCCUCCCACCGCUUCUUCUUCCCGUCCCCCGGCCACUCCAACUCUAUUGUCGUCCCGGACCCGGAUCAUAACCCGGACCCACUUGUCGCCGGCGGAGUCGCCAUUGAGACGGAAUCGCCGGACUUGGACCCGGACCCGAACCCAAUGGUCGCGGGCGGAGUCGCCGUGGAUACAGACUCGCCAGAUCCUUAUUGGGAUUUCCGGCGGUCGAUGCAGGAAAUGGUGGAUGCGCGCCAGUUGUUCGACGUGAAGGCUGACUGGGACUAUUUGCACGAACUUCUCUUGUGUUAUCUCUCUUUAAACCCGAAACACACCCACGAGUUCAUUUUCGGUGCUUUUUCGGACCUUCUGGUUUCACUCGUGUCGUCGAAUUCGACCGGUAGUUGUCGCCGGAAACCCGAAAGCCACCGUGGAGUCGCCGUUUCACGGCAGUUGUAAAUUUUUUCUUCUCCUUUUUGCCUUUUGGGUAGGUCAUAUAUACGGAUAGCCCUUCAUGUUUUCCUCGGGUUUCGACUUGGUCCUCUUCCUUUUAGGUAUUGCACGUUGGGCUUUAAUUUUAUAUUUUGCGUCAAAUUAGACAAAUGACGGUGGUCGUCCACAAUUUGUCAGAAGUUGGUCACGUCCGAUUCAAAUUGCUAGUAAAGUGUUCUUAGAGUUUCGGAAGAAUUCCCUCUAAUUACGAGAAGUUAUUUCUUUGCUCGAUUCAAAUUGCUAGUAAAGUGUCCUUAGAGUUUCGGAAGAAUUCCCUCUAAUUACGAGAAGUUAUUUCCUUGCUCUGUAAAGCGUAAGUAACUCGUAAGUGUAGACUCUAUACAUCAUGUGAUUGACCACAUGCAUGUCUGCUAAAGUUGUUUUGUCAAUGCCCCACGAAAAAUUCUUGUCUGAGGUAGUGGGAGUUCAAUUUAAAGACUCAGAUUACUUGGGGACUCCUCCACCAGGCUUUUUAGCAAACUACGUAACCAGAAAGAGGGUGAAGUCCGUGCACAAAAGUUCUGCAAGCUAACAUGGCAUAUUCCAGCUUGAGACUGCACAGUGCUUUGGCCCAUGUGACGUGCUUGCGAGCUACUCGGUAACGGAAGUUCGGACAACGGCCUUCGGUUUUCUUGAUUUGGUGCGAAAUGGGAAAAAAAUCGGAGGCCGAAUAUGCUACAGUUGAAAUUUUUGAGGAGGAGCCAACUGAUGCCGGUAAAACCAAUGAGCCAUUAGUGUGAUUUUCUCUUUCUUCUUUCUUUGUGGCUUGUCCGUGGAAUUGCCCUUUGGUUUUUUGGUGAGAAGAAAAGUGUUCCAUCCAACGAGACAAAAGUGGAAAGCUUUGUGAGAUGACAAAACCAAGGGAGGCGUGGCCUCGGUGCAUGUAAUUUUUCUGACUUAUUGUGUAAUAAUGUAUCGUAAAGAUGUAGGGUUUACUAUGUGUUUUUUGGGGCGAAUCUUCUAGGGAAAUGCUUAUAUAACGUCUUAAUGUUUGAUGGAAAGUAAUUUUCACACUCCUCUUUUAUUU
Molecule: messenger RNA, 1934 nt
Organism: Rhododendron vialii
Lineage: Eukaryota; Viridiplantae; Streptophyta; Magnoliopsida; Ericales; Ericaceae
Product: transcription repressor OFP12-like
Exons: 1
Coding region: 158-874 (238 amino acids)
Biological process (GO): negative regulation of DNA-templated transcription
Source: RefSeq, a predicted model, not a curated record